Messenger RNA from Cygnus atratus (black swan), 9624 nucleotides. It is a transcript of the gene DENND4A, whose product is annotated as DENN domain containing 4A. The record is from RefSeq and is a predicted model, not a curated record. Lineage: Eukaryota; Metazoa; Chordata; Aves; Anseriformes; Anatidae. Gene Ontology annotation, molecular function: protein binding. Gene Ontology annotation, cellular component: ESCRT I complex; cytoplasmic vesicle. The coding region runs from base 319 to 5943 and encodes 1874 amino acids. The transcript is spliced from 32 exons. Gene Ontology annotation, biological process: regulation of Rab protein signal transduction.
AUCCCGGCCGAGCCGCCCACACGGCGGGGCGGCGGUGAGCGCGGCGAGGGCGCCGAGGGCGAGCGGGGGAUCCGCUGCCAUGCGAUAAGGGCGCGGGGACCCAGCGCCCUCCCUGCGCCCCUUCGCCCUCCCGCUCCUCGGCGCCGGGGGGCAGGAGGCGCCGCCGGCUGCCGUACCCCCCUGCCCCGGGGAGCGCGGCCCCCGCCUGAGGGAAUGAAACUUUAACAAGAAGUCUAUGGUAAAGCCUGGCUAACAGCAAGAGAGGCAAGGUGUAGAAGAAAUGCCUUGAUGACAAGUUCUAUCAUCUUGUAAUGGAAGAUGGAAGACAAAGGAGCUCGUGUUGCUGACUACUUUGUUGUCGCAGGAUUAACAGAUAUUUCAAAACCACUAGAGGAAGAAAUCCACUUCAAUGAUGCUUGCCAUAAAAUUGCUAAACCAAAAGAACCUAUUACAGAUGUAACAGUAAUUAUUAAAUCCCUAGGGGAGGAAGUUCCUCAGGGAUAUAAAUGCAUAGAUGUUACUCCCUCAGGACUGUCUGCAGAUCUCAAUAAUGGCAGUCUUGUAGGACCACAGAUAUACCUUUGUUAUCGCCGGGGAAGGGAUAAACCCCCACUUACUGACUUGGGGGUCUUAUAUGAUGGGAAAGAAAGAUUAAAGCAAGGUUGUGAAAUAAUUCAAGCUACUCCAUAUGGUCGGCCCGCUAAUAUUAGUGGCAAUGCCUCGUCACAAAGAGUGUAUGUCACUUACCGAAGAGCAUCCGAAAACAUGGCACAAAACACGUUGGCUGUUACGGAUAUAUGUAUAAUCAUACCAAGUAAAGGAGAAACCCCGCCACAUACGUUCUGCAAAGUUGACAAGAAUCUUAAUAAUAGUAUGUGGGGCUCAGCUGUGUAUCUGUGUUAUAAAAAGUCUGUGGCAAAAACCAACACCAUAUCAUAUAAAGCUGGUUUAAUAUGCAGAUAUCCUGAAGAGGAUUAUGAAUCAUUCCCAUUACCAGAAUCUGUGCCUCUUUUUUGCUUACCUAUGGGUGCAACGAUCGAAUGUUGGCCAUCUAACAGUAAAUACCCUCUCCCAGUUUUUUCUACAUUUGUACUAACUGGAGCUUCUGCGGAAAAGGUAUAUGGUGCUGCUGUUCAGUUCUAUGAAUCGUAUCCAGAAGAGAAUCUUACAGAGAAACAAAAAUCUCAACUGGGAUUAACAGCUGCUGUUGAGGGAAAGUCAGAUGCGUGCAGAACAGUUCAAACAAACAAGUGCAUUUGUUUGCUCUCCCACUGGCCUUUCUUUGAUGCUUUCAAGAAGUUUCUUACCUUCCUGUAUCGUUACUCCAUUUCUGGUCCUCAUGUCCUGCCCAUUGAGAAACAUAUUUCUCAUUUCAUGCAUAAAGUUCCUUUUCCAUCCCCUCAGAGGCCAAGAAUUCUAGUGCAGCUAUCUCCACAUGAUAACCUGAUUCUUAGCCAACCUGUAUCAUCACCCCUUCCACUGAGUGGGGGCAAAUUUUCUACACUACUUCAGAACCUAGGACCUGAAAAUGCAGUAACUCUACUUGUGUUUGCUGUGACGGAACAUAAAAUUCUCAUCCAUUCAUUACGACCUUCUGUCCUUACUAGUGUGACAGAGGCAUUAGUCUCUAUGAUAUUUCCCUUCCACUGGCCUUGCCCAUAUAUUCCUCUCUGUCCCUUGGCACUGGCAGAUGUAUUAAGUGCGCCAUGCCCGUUCAUAGUGGGAAUUGAUUCAAGAUACUUUGAUCUUUAUGACCCUCCACCAGAUGUUAGCUGUGUUGACCUAGAUACCAAUACCAUUUCUCAGACUGGAGAUAAGAAAGCUAUUGCCUGGAAGAUCUUACCAAAGAAACCUUGCAAAAAUCUGAUGAACACUUUAAAUAAUUUAUAUCAGCAACUGGCAGAAUUGCAGCAAAGACCAAGAGAAGAUGCAUUAAUGGAACUAGCAAUGAAUGACUAUGAUUUUAAUUCUGGGAAGAAAUUACAUCUGUUAGAUUUGGAGAUCCAGGAAGCGUUUUUGUGUUUCAUGGCCUCAAUACUAAAAGGUUAUAGGUCCUACCUGAGACCAAUAACAGAGGCACCCUCUGAAACAGCCACAGAUGCAAGUUCCCUCUUUGAACUACAAGGUUUCCUCAAAAGUAGAGAUCGCUCACAUCAGAAGUUCUAUACAUUGAUGACCAAAACUCAGAUGUUUAUUCGCUUCAUUGAAGAGUGUUCUUUUGUCAGUGAUAAGGAUGCAAGCCUUGCAUUUUUUGAUGACUGCGUAGAUAAAGUAGAUAUGGACAAAACUGGGGAAACACGGCUUAUAGAGCUGGAUGAGUCAUACAAGAGUGAGCAUACAGUUUUCAUAACACCACCUGAGAUCCCUCAUCUGCCAAAUGGUGAAGAGCACCCUCUACAAUACAGCUAUAAUGGGUUUCCAGUAUUAAAACUAGAUUUGUUUGAACGACCUGAAGGAUUUCUUACAACACCUAGUAACAAACUGUCCUCAAAAACCAGUAGUCCCAACAGCCCAUCACCGAUGUUCAGAAGAACUAAGCAGGAAAUUAAAUCUGCACAUAAAAUUGCUAAGAAGUACUCAUCUAUACCACAGAUGUGGUCCAAGUGUUUGUUACGUCACUGCUAUGGUCUUUGGUUUAUCUGCCUGCCUGCAUACGUGAAAGUGUGCCAUUCAAAAGUUAGGGCUCUGAGAACUGCGUAUGAUGUCCUACAAAAAAUGCAUACGAAAAAAAUAGAUCCGCCUGAUGAGGUGUGCUACCGAGUACUUAUGCAACUGUGUGGACAGUAUGGUCAGCCUGUGCUAGCAGUGAGAGUACUUUUUGAAAUGCAGAAAGCUGGCGUUGACCCUAAUGCCAUUACUUAUGGCUAUUACAAUAAGGCUGUUUUAGAAAGUACAUGGCCUUCAAGCAAUCGAGGUGGCUAUUUCCUAUGGAUGAAGAUAAGAAACGUUGUUUUAGGAAUAGCACAGUUCAAAAGAGCAUUGAAAAAACUGCCAGCAAGCACAUCACAUACGGCCCUUCCUGACUUUAGCAACAACACAACAUUCAAAGAAGAAAUCAGGCAAGGGAAAACUUGUCUUCAAGAUAUACAAGAACAAAAAGAAGACAAGAGAGAGAGUGACUCCAGUUCUUUGUCUGAAGUGGAGAGUGCAAAAGGGAGUGGUGACUGUCUACCUAAACUAAAUUACCAUAACUCAAGUAAUGCCAAAGCUGCUUCUAGCAUAGUGCGGCUCAAUGGUACUGUUGACAAUACAACAGCAGAAGCUAGCACUGGGAGUUCUGCAGGAUUGCUGUUUACAUCAUCUUUUGAGGAUGCCAAUGAAGCAGAAGUUAUAAAAAGUAAAUCCUUAAGAAAGAGACAUAAAAGUGCGGUAGAACCUGACUUGAGGGAGAUACCAUGGGAAAGCAGGAACCGCAAUCUGAGUGGAGAUGGCUUAGUGGGACUCAUGAUCAAUAGAAUAAAUCAGGAAGCAAACCCUGGAGAAAUAGUUGAAAAACUAGGAGCUGAUGCCAAAAUCCUAUCUAGUGCAUUACAGAAAAGCAUAAGGCCAAAAACUCUUAAUAUCAGAACUUCCUCUUUAGGAUCUAAGAGAGAGAGUCUGGAGAAAGAAUCUAGUGAUGAAGAUGCAGCUUUUGAUUGCAGUUUUACAGAUAAAACAGAGUCUCCAGUUAUCUUCGAUUUGGAAGACUUGGAUGUUGAACCUGAAACAUCUACAACAGUGAAGUCCUCCAGUGAAAAACCUAAAAGACUGCAACGAAAGAGCAGCUUUCCAGUAAAGCCAGUUGAAAAGACAGAUGUUGAGACUGGAUUUGAUCCACUGUCCCUGCUAGUUGCUGAGACAGAACAGCAGAAAGAGGAUGAGGAAGAGGAUGAUGAUAGAAGUGUUUCAACCCCAUCUGCAAGGCGAGAUUUAGCUGAAGAAAUAGUCAUGUAUAUGAACAACAUGAGCAGUCCUUUGUCAAGUCGUGCCCCAAGCAUUGAAUUGCAAAAACCCUUUGAUGAUAGAAGUGCUAAUAAAAAGAGCCCAACAGUCAUCCACCCUUGUAGGAGGUCCAGCCUUCCCCCAAACUCCCCAAGGCCUUCCAGUCUUACCAAAUCCAAGAGUUAUCACAUGAAAACUGAAGAAAAGCCGAGAGAUAGGCUUUGGUCCUCGCCAGCAUAUUCGCCAAACAGUCCAGCGAAGGAACAUCCACAGGAAGCAACUAGUGCAUUAACACUUGUGUCUUCACCAUCAUUCAACCUGGAUACGCUGUUAACACCUAAAUUUGAUGUUCUAAAAAGCAGCAUGUUUUCUGCUGGAAAAGGGGUUGCAGAGAAGGCUAGCAAGUGGUACUCGAAAUUUACAAUGUAUGCUGCAUCCUCCAAGGAUCAAAAUUCAGACCGAGCAAGUGUUUCAUCUCUUGGAGCUCUAGAUUCAGAAUCUACUUCGUUAACUGAUGAAGAUGUCUGCAAUGACUUUGAAAGUGCUUCUCCUCAGGAGAAUACCACGUCAGAAAUUAAGGGAAUUGGCCUAAGCAGGACAAGCCUAGAAAGCUCAGCUUCCCACGAUGGCUCAUCAAAGCAAUUUGACCAGUGUGGUUCUCUUUCCAAGUUUCCUUUACCUGACAAAUCUGAACUGAUAUCUUCUUGCAGUACCAGUAGUACCAGUGUGUUUCAGAACUACGCUAUGGAGGUCCUUAUCUCAAGCUGUUCGAGAUGCCGAACUUGUGAUUGUUUGGUUCAUGAUGAAGAAAUUAUGGCAGGUUGGACAGCAGAUGAUUCAAAUCUCAAUACUACAUGUCCUUUCUGUGGCAAUUUAUUUCUGCCCUUUUUAAGCAUAGAAAUCAGAGAUCUUCGGCGACCUGGAAGGUAUUUUCUGAAGUCCAGCCCAUCUACAGAAAACAUUCAGUUCCCAUCACUUUCUUCAAAUCAAAGUGGGAAGUUCUGUAACACGGCAGCUACUGUUGGCCUUGCUACCUCUCUGAUGUCUGUUCAAGAGGAUUUAAAUUCAGAUAGCAAAUCUAAGCAGCAUGACAGUAUUUGUGCCAGAAGUAUCCAGAUCCCCUCAGGAAGAAGACAAAAUGUCUCUGGGUCAGAAUGUACAAGUCACCCUGUAGCAAGGAGCAUCAGUACUUUCGGUCCAUUGGAAGAGGAUGAGAAGGAAAACCAGAAGAUCAGCCAUAUCAUUCCUACUGGUAGCCUGCCUGCUACUUUGCAAGGACCAACAGAUUCCUUGGGCCUAGAAUGGCGCUUACCUAGUCCUGAUCCUAUAACGGUUCCUUACCUCAGUCCUCUAGUGGUAUGGAAAGAGCUUGAGAGCUUACUCGAAAAUGAAGGAGAUCAUGCAAUAACAGUGGCGGACUUUGUAGACCAUCAUCCCAUUGUGUUCUGGAAUUUGGUGUGGUAUUUCAGACGCUUGGACUUGCCUAGCAACUUACCAGGAUUAAUUCUUUCUUCUGAGCACUGUAAUAAAAACUCAAAGAUUCCACGAAACUGUAUGUCAGAGGACAGUAAAUAUGUUCUUAUUCAGAUGCUAUGGGACAAUAUGAAAUUGCAUCAGGAUCCAAGGCAGCCUCUGUAUAUUUUGUGGAAUGCUCAGACCCAGAAGUACCCAAUGGUCCAUUUAUUGCAAAAAGAUGAUGAUUCUUUUAAUCAGGAAAUCCUGAAAAGUAUGGUGAAAAGUAUUAAGAUGAAUGAUGUGUACGGACCAAUGAGCCAAAUAUUGGAGAGACUGAACAAAUGGCCACAUGUUAAAAGACAGAGGAGCCUUUAUAGAGAAAUAUUAUUUCUUUCACUUGUUGCCCUAGGAAGAGAUAACAUAGAUAUAGAUGCUUUUGACAGAGAAUACAAAAUGGCCUAUGAUCGUCUCACAGCUAAUCAAGUGAAGAAUACUCAUAAUUGUGAUAGACCACCAAGUACUGGAGUGAUGGAAUGCAGAAAGAUUUUUGGAGAACCAUAUCUUUAAAUAUACCUAGAUAAAGAGGAGAUAUCUAUGGUGUAUACCUGUGUAAAAUAACCACUUCAGUCACAAGGAACAUCUCAGUCUUCAGUGUUCAAGAACGUAUGUACGAGUGUACCGUGGUAGACGGCCUUGGAAAAAUUAGGCCUAUCUACAGUUGUGGAAAUGGACAGAGUGAAACAUGGGCCAAAUAUUAUUUCCCUGUCCUUUGCCCUUAGUGCAAAUCAAUGUAUAGAAAGGAAGAUUCUAAACAAAAUAAGUUUUCUAACUUGGGACAACAUAUUACAGUUCCCUUAUUUAAAAAUAAAAAAAAAUGAUAAAACAGGUGGACAGAAACAAUGCACUGAAACUAACAUGAGCAAAGCAAAUUUUUCGAAAUCUAUUGUUUACAUAGAAUAUUCAUGAUGUUAUGAAGAGCAUACAAAGUUGUAUUAUACAUAUUUUAAAUUGUUUAUAGUAAGUUGAUAUUUUUUUAUUUUUUUUUAAUUACUGGAGUGAAUUUUAAAUGGACUUGCUGAAUAAGCAAUACAGUGCUUAUUUGUUUUGCAGGACACUGCUAUUUAUAGUAACUUGUCCAGUUACUUUUGAAGAGUGAUUUUUUUUUUAAAGCAGAAUAGAAGUUGUAAACCUUCACCUAGACAGUACUCUAGAUACAGGAUUUCUCUCAUGCACACAUGGAAAACGUGUUACCACAGCAAUCAGAAGGAAGGUGUGGUGAAUUUCUGUAGAACUCUACUAACAACACAGUGAUCUCUGUAAAACAAUUCUGUAGGAAUAUCUUUCUCUCCUGUUUCCCUUGCUCCCCACUCCCCAGUAAAGAGAGAGUCUGUAGCAUAUUGAAGAGUCCUACAGAUGAUUUUAUGGCAUCAAUGCAUCUCAGCAGUUGAUAUUUGCUAACGUGACCUCAUUACAGAUAUGAUACCAAGCAAAUAACAGCAUGCAAGAAGUUCUUCAUCAAAAUGCAGUGUUCAGAGUCUUGGUGGAUGUGUUUGAAACACACUAAAUAUGGCGCAUAUAUAAUGCUAAUCCAAAGCUUUUAACUACAGUAGAUAAAGCAACCUUGCUACAGGGAAUAUAUAGGGAAUGUAACUUAUUGUGGCAUAUUGUGAAUAGUUAAAUGUACUUGGAAUGUCUAGUCUUUCUUUGACAGGCAAAACAACUUUUUUUUUUGUGAAGAAUAAUAAUGCUAUGUCAGUCCUUGUGGUGGAGUCAUGGCUUUUUGAAUUAUGUUUUCUUGUUUUAGAGAUUUCAAAAAAAAAAUGCAUUCUCCAUCACAUAGCAACUUCACACCAGAAGGCAGGCUUACAGAGAAAAUAUCAGAAGUCUUGUAUGGAGGUGGGAAAAGAGCCAUUGAAUUGUAUAAAAUGCCCUAAACAAAUUAAGCUAGGCUUUAACAAAUACCUUUUAUUUUUUUCUGUAAUGGUUCCCCAGUUAUAAUUUCUUUUAGUAGUUGUUGUUGUAAUAAUUCUAGAUAUUUAUCUGUUCCUGUAGAUUUUGUAUCUUGGUCUGCUUACUAGCAGGUGUUUUUUUUAAUAAAACAUCUUCAGUUUGCAAGUGUGAUAAUACAGCAAUAUGUAGGUAGCCUGAAAGGACGUAAACUUUAAAGCUCACAUUUACUUUAUUAAAUGAAAUAGUGAGCCUCUUAGCAGCACUACUUCUCAUCUAAGCCUCUAUGAUGGUCUAUGUAACUUCUUCCCAGUCCACUCUAAAGUAGUAAGAAGCUGCUGCCCUAGGGAGAACAGACUUAAAAUUUGUAGAGCUGAGGUAUACACUGGUGCUAAUUGCAUCUUGAAGUAAAUGCAGUCUUGCUGGAUACAGCUUUUGUUGGGUAAUGAAUGCCUCUUCUCUAGCCUGCUGCUAAUUAUGUAGCUGAGUUUUUGGGGUUGUUUUUUUAAAGUUCCCCCCACUCUGAGGUGGAGCUGGCAAUGUUACACUUACCAAUGUUUUUCACAUUUAAUUUAUUUUAACAAUUUGUGAUGCUCUCAUUUGUACUGCCACACUUGUAAAGUAUUCCUCAUGCAUGAGCUAUAGUUACUUUUUCACCCGGGUACAUUAUUAACUAUCAGUGUAGAGUGAACACGUACCCACUUCAUUCUUCCAAGGUAUUGUGAAAAAUACCAGAUUAUGUUUUAACAUUCAUUGUAAAUAUCUUAGUGUGCAUGUAUGCUCUGCUCUGUACAGUAGCUACACUGUAUUUACCAAGUAAAAGCUGCAUACAGUAGUUGCUGUGUAUAUAAACUCAGACACAUUUGUGCUGUGUACAGUGUAGUGCUCCCAGCUCUCUGCAGUUUUGUUUCCCACAUCAUUUACCACUUGGGGCAGCCGCUGUUUUAUAGUACCUUCAAGCCAUGAAGGAAAGAAAGCAAAUGCUUUUUCCAGAGCUGCUGUGGCGUGUUAGAGGUACUGAGCUAUGAAGCAAGCUUUACACACUCUAUUUUAGUCUGGCAGAAGCAACUGAGCCUUGUCUCUAACCGCCUCUCAUUUACUAGGACAUAACGCUGUAACCGUGUGCUAGCACAAGAAUAGAUGCAACACUUGUAAUCACUGCCACCAUUCUAGUCCCGACUUAGCUGUAAGUACUUCCAACUGUCUUCGUAUUUAUAAUGCCAAGUUUGCAAAUUCAUUCAGAUAUCAACAGUCUGUCAGUAUUAUCAGAAGAGUAUAUGCUGUAUCAUGAACAGGAUUUGUGUACACAUCAUUAAGAUAAACAAUCUCGCAUCCUCAGAGUUGCACUCCUGAAGCAUUGCUGAUGUUUAUUUGGGUGUGCUUUUAAAUUAGUAUCAUGUGGUAGUCCAUCAAGUGAAAUCAUUAUACUUAAUGAAUUGUUUUAUAAAGUCUGUUGCAAGUCAGUCCACUGUACAAAUAUUAUAAAAGAUGUAGUUGGAAUAGUUGUUAUACUUUAAGUGGGAAAUUUUCCUCAUUCAUAUCACAAUAAUGUUCAAAACGUAGGUCCUGGGUGUAUAAUUUUUAAGCAUCAUACAGUUCAAUGUUGAAACAGUUUUCAAAUCUCACUGUCCUUUAUUAGAAAAGCAAUUUGAGUAUAUUUUCCAGUACCGCACAGAUGGAUAAAUAUUUGAGACAUAUUUUCAAUUUAAGAUUUUGUAUGAACUGAAUUUUCUCCUUUUGUGUACUAAAUAACGCUUCUGUCAAAAACCUUAAAGGUUUUACAUUUGCAGUGCAAUAUAUAUUUUGCUUUACUUAUGGUUCCACUGGAAUAAUUAUCGGAGAUGAAAUAGUGAAAUGUGAAUAGAAAUCGUGCUGUUUCUCUGACACUGCUAUUUCCCAUGUUGAGGUUUGCUGUUGGUACAGUUACAGCCUGAUGGAUUAGAUUUCCACUGACUCGUUAAGCGAUUUGUACCCCAAGAAAAAGGCAAUUUCUGCAUGUAAAAUCUUCGUAUAACAAAUGGGAGAUGCAAACAGUAAUAAUAGAGAAAGGUAUUUCUGGAAGUUAUCUCAUUGCAAUUUAAAAAUGGUACUUUGUUAGUCUGCAAGCAGCACUUUUUAAAUGAAUGGUUGUAGAUUUGUAAAUAUGUAAUGUUUAAAUUUUAUUUACCAAAAAUACAGUAUGUUGGAUGUUUGCUUUGGUUUGUAGUUCCUUUAAAAUAUGCAAGUCAGUGUUCACAAUGUUAAUUUUUUUUGUCUCAUCCAAAAAAGUUUUACAGUGAGUCAAUAAAAAGCUUAAAAUCC